AUGCAAAGCAAGAGGAAAUUAAAUGCUGCAGAAGCUCAUCUCCUGUGGAAGUAUUUGAAGCACGAGCAGGGGGGUAUUUUGGGGGACUUCGUCAAAUGCAACUGCACCAAGUCUAUCGUCGACAAGAAGGAAUCUCAUCUCCUGUGGAAGUAUUUGAAACACGAGCAAGGGGGUAUUUUGGGAGACUUCGUCGAGUGGAACUACACCAAGUUCAUCGUCGACAAGAAGGGUAAGCCUGUGGAGAGACAGGGGGCCGAAUGUCAGCCCAAAAGAUCUCGUUACUUCGUUGGAGAAGUAUUGGUAGUGCGUUGCUUCAAGAGAAGGAACGGUUUUUAA
Molecule: messenger RNA, 336 nt
Organism: Phaedon cochleariae (mustard beetle)
Lineage: Eukaryota; Metazoa; Arthropoda; Insecta; Coleoptera; Chrysomelidae
Source: the annotation of a GenBank genome assembly